AUGUCCUCUGUAUUCGCAAAUGUCCUGCAAGCUCCUGUAGUUGAGGCCGCAGCUUUGUCGGAGCAAUGCAUUAAUGACAAUUUUCCUGGGAAAGUAAAUUUGACGCUCGGAGUUUAUCGAAACUUUGACGGCAAGGCAAUUAAAAUCCCCGUUGUUAAGAAAAUGGAGAUUAAGAUGGCUGGAGAUGAAUCUCUUAAUGCAGACUACCUCCCUAUUACCGGAAGAGCAGCUCUAUGUGAUGCUGGAAUACGAUUACUGCUUGGUGAUCGUCACCCUGCUUAUGUAACUAAAUCAGCCGGUGGCGUUCAGACAAUUGGAGGAAGUGGUGCGGUAUUUUUGUCCUCCAGGUUUCUCCGCAAAGUCCUUAAUCUUAAUACUGUUUAUAUUUCAAGCCCCAGUUGGCCAAGUCAUAGGGGAAUAUUUAGCCACGAAGGUUUUCAUGUUGAUGAAUACCGUUACUGGGACUGGAAAAAUCAAUGCCUUGACAUCAAUGGCUUGCUGGAAGACCUUUCGAAUGCACGCAUGGGAAGCGUUGUGGCACGCCGCCUUUUUCCGCUUUUUGACAUUGCUUAUCAAGGAUUUGCAUCUGGUGAUCUCGAUGAGGACGCUUGGGCCAUUCGAAUGUUCUUAGAGCAGGGCUUUGAGUUAUUCGCCGCGCAGUCCUUCUCCAAAAACUUUGGACUCUACAAUGAGCGGGUGGGGAAUCUUGUAUUCGUUACUCGCGCCCCAGAGAUGACAGCACGCGUCAAGUCACAACUUCUGGUUCUGGCGAGAUACGUUUGGUCAUCUCCUGUCCACCACGGAUCCUAUAUCGUCUCCUCAGUGCUGAACGAUCCUGAGCUAAUUGAAGAAUGGAAACAAAACCUAAGGGAAAUGUCACAACGAAUAAUUAAAACUCGCAAACAAUUCCAUGAAAAGCUCAAAGCCCUAGGCACUCCCGGAAAUUGGGACAACAUUAUAAUUCAACGGGGAAUGUUCUCAUACACUGGCCUAUCUCGUGAACAAACUGACCACCUGAGGGAAAAGUACCACAUUUACCUCACCGGGGACGGUCGAAUGAACAUGUGCGGUCUGAAUGUGAAUAACAUGGAUUACGUGGCUGCAGCUUUUCACGAAACUGUCACCGGCACUCCUGUCCUCGAUGGCACUGGAGACAACUAA
Mesocestoides corti is the source of this 1161-nucleotide messenger RNA. NCBI's taxonomy places the organism in Eukaryota, Metazoa, Platyhelminthes, Cestoda, Cyclophyllidea, Mesocestoididae. The record is from the annotation of a GenBank genome assembly.